AUGGCCCCGAUGGACCCUAAGAAGGCGGAGCAGCCCGCGGGCCCGCCUAAACUCUCCGAUGUAAAGGAACUCAUCGACGAGAGCACAUUCGAUCAGAUCCUGGAAAUGGAUGAUGACGACGACCGCGAUUUCAGCAAGGGUAUUGUCUACGGCUUCUUCGACCAGGCCCAGACUACUUUUACCAAGAUCGAGAAGGCGAUCGAGGAGAAGAAGCUGGAGGAACUCUCACAGCUGGGCCACUUCCUGAAGGGAUCAUCCGCCACCCUGGGCCUCACAAACGUCAAGGAUGGAUGCGAAAAGAUCCAGCACUUCGGCGCCGGAAAGGAUGAAUCCGGCACCGCCGAUGAGCCGGAUGAGAGCGUCUCCCUCAAGAAUAUUGACAAGACCCUGAAGGAAGUGAAGGUCGAAUACGCCAAGGUCGAGAAGUUCCUGCGCCGAUUCUACGGCGAGGAAGUGAAGGAGGAGCCGGUGCCUAAGGAAGAGAAGGACGUGGAGAAGAAGGAUGAGGAGAAGAAGGAGAAAGAGAGCGAGAAUAAGCAAGAUAAGAAGGAAGAGAAGAAGGAGGAGAAGAAGGACGACUCGAAGAAAUAA
Messenger RNA from Penicillium argentinense, 591 nucleotides. RefSeq names its product Hpt domain-containing protein. The record is from RefSeq and is a predicted model, not a curated record. Bases 1 to 591 code for a protein of 196 amino acids. Gene Ontology annotation, molecular function: histidine phosphotransfer kinase activity; protein histidine kinase binding. The transcript is spliced from 3 exons. Gene Ontology annotation, biological process: phosphorylation; phosphorelay signal transduction system. Gene Ontology annotation, cellular component: nucleus; cytoplasm. Lineage: Eukaryota; Fungi; Ascomycota; Eurotiomycetes; Eurotiales; Aspergillaceae.